AUGUCGGGUCUUGUUCGUUUUGCUCUUGGUGUAUCACGGAUAGCAAAUCGAAGUUUUCAAGUGUUCCAACCGCAAAAACGGUUGCUCACAUUAACAAAUGUCAGAAAAAUGGGUGAUUUUGAAUAUGAGGUUAGUUUUUGUGAAUUUUGAUCGCUUGCAAUGUUCCUUUUAGGAUCCAAAAUCUGAAGAAGAAGUGGUGAAUAUAACAUAUGUUCUCCGAGAUGGCACAGAAAAGAAAAUUCGUGGAAAAGUUGGAGACAAUGUGAUGUUUUUGGCACAUCGAUAUGAUAUUGAGAUGGAAGGAGCAUGUGAAGCUUCACUUGCUUGUUCAACUUGCCAUGUUUAUGUGGAAAAUGGAUUUAUUGAUAAAUUGCCAGAACCAUUGGAAGAAGAAGAUGAUAUGUUAGAUAUGGUAAGACUCCUAUAAUCUUUAGUGAUAAAACUCUUUUUUUUUGUUCAGGCUCCUGCGUUAAAAGACAAUUCCCGGCUUGGUUGUCAAAUUGUUCUAUCAAAAGAAUUAGACGGAAUUCGAGUUGUUCUUCCAACAAUGACACGGAACUUUUAUGUAGAUGGACAUGUUCCAAAACCUCACUAG
Caenorhabditis angaria is the source of this 595-nucleotide messenger RNA. NCBI's taxonomy places the organism in Eukaryota, Metazoa, Nematoda, Chromadorea, Rhabditida, Rhabditidae. The record is from the annotation of a GenBank genome assembly.